AUGGCUGCUCAGUCAUUGAGUUCCUUGCUGCAACGAGCCUCCAUUGACGACCACGAGGAAGUUCUGCAGUCCUCCAACGCUGCAUUGGCCAAAUCCAAGGCGGAUCAGCAUGCCCUGCACAUCAAAGCCAUUGCUCUGUUAAAACUUGACCGCUACGACGACUGCUUGCGUGUGUUCGAGGAAGCUGGGGACGGUCUGAAAAGUCGGGCCGCCCUGGAAUAUGCAUACGUUCUCUAUAAGUCUGGUCGGCCGGAGCAGGCCAUAGAAGUGGUGUCGCAAGUGACAGGCAUUCGUGGUGCUCGUCACUUGGAAGCUCAAGCUAGCUAUCGCGCUGAAAGAUUCCGUCGCGCCGCCGAGCUGUACGAAGAACUGUCCAAAGACGGAGCUUCAUUGUCCAAUGAGGAGAAUGAUUUGCGCAUCAAUGCCUGGGCUACGGACGCACAGCUACAAUGGAAGGGAUACCCCGGAUUUGUUCGCCAUAACAGAGCGACACGCGAUGAUCUGGAGGCAUUCGAGACUGUCUACAACGCUGCAUGCUUGAGUAUAGCCAAGGGCGAAUUUGAGCAGGGAGAGCUGCUCUUGAAGCGCGCGAAGGAGCUAUGCCGCACCUCAGAGGACCUUUCCCCGGAGGACAGAGAUGCCGAAUUGCUUCCGAUUGCCGUACAGCAACUGUACGUUCUGCUCCGGCAAGGCAAGUCCGAGGAGGCUCAGUUCAUCCUAGAGGAGAUCUCUGUCAAAGAUAUCCCCGAAGCCUCGACAAAGAAGAUUGCACAAACCAAUGCCACCCUCGCUCGCGGCGCCUCCGCUAAUCCCUACGCUUUUUAUAAGGCCCUAAACGAGAUUCCAGUCUCUACAGAUAGCGACAAGCUGUUCGACUACCAGAGCAAUCUGGCGAUCGGCAAUUCGUACGCCGCUGAUCUGUUGGUCCGUAAAUACGACGGCAUCAUUCGUUCGACCUCCAAAGCGCUUUCUCGCGCCGCCUACCCUUCCACAGAACCCAGCGUCAACCUCCUCUCGGUCUACAACGCCGCCGCCCACACCCAUGGUGAAGCCGGCCCGAAAGCCCUCAAAGCCAUCAUGGCGGCGCUCGACAAACGGCCCAAGGACCUGGGUCUGGCCCUCACGGCCGUGCAGCUCUACGUCAGCGCUGGCAACACCACCUCCGCGAUAACCACACUCGAAUCCACUCUUCAACUCCUAGACGAGUCCAUCUCUGAACAAGACAAGGAAGUUCGCUUCAAUCCAGGCGUCCUGAGCGUGCUCAUCUCCCUUUACAAGUUGGAAGGCCGCAAGGUUCAAAUUCGCGCCGAACUCGCCAAAGCCGCCGUCUACUGGCAGCAGCCUCGGCAAGGCACUGGCGAACCGCCUGUUUCCCUUCUCCGCGCCGCCGCAGCCUCUUUGUUGCACUCAUCCAACGCAGAAGAUCUGGCUACGGCCGGCGACCUCUUCAGAUCCCUCUAUCAGUCUAAUAAGGCCGACCACUUCGCCGUCGCCGGUUACGUUGCCGCUCAAGCCCCCAUCGACUACGCCAAGGUUGAAUCCUUGGUUGACAAGCUCCCUUCGGUCGCGGACUUAGUUGCCGAGGUCGACUUGGCUGCUCUCGAAUCAGCGGGAAUUGCACCCUCAUCCGGGGCGAACGCCGCCGCGGCGGCUGCGAUCGCGGGGGCUCGAAAGAGGCCGGCCGCCGUUUGCAGGGAACACGGCGGUGCGGUGAAGAAGCGGGUCCGGAAGUCGAGGCUGCCUAAGGAUUACGAUCAGAGCAAGACUCCUGACCCGGAACGUUGGCUACCUCUGCGCGAUCGAUCGAACUACCGGCCUAAGGGUCGCAAGGGCAAGCAGCGCGCUGCGGAUAGGACACAGGGUGGUGUGGUAAAUGACAAGCUUGAGGAGUCUGGCUCAGCUAUCAAUCAGCCUAAGCUUCAGAGCGGUGGUGGCGCAAACAAGAAGAAGAAGAAGGGCAAGCGGUAG
This is a messenger RNA of Aspergillus saccharolyticus JOP 1030-1, 1968 nucleotides long. RefSeq names its product signal recognition particle subunit SRP72. Gene Ontology annotation, cellular component: signal recognition particle, endoplasmic reticulum targeting. NCBI's taxonomy places the organism in Eukaryota, Fungi, Ascomycota, Eurotiomycetes, Eurotiales, Aspergillaceae. Gene Ontology annotation, biological process: SRP-dependent cotranslational protein targeting to membrane. Gene Ontology annotation, molecular function: 7S RNA binding; protein binding; ribosome binding. Bases 1 to 1968 code for a protein of 655 amino acids. The record is from RefSeq and is a predicted model, not a curated record. The transcript is spliced from 4 exons.